CAGGAGCGCCUGUCCCACCUGCGCCGCAAGGCGGGCGAGUACCGUGCGCUGAAGGCUGCCCUGCGCGCCCGCGCCGCGCCCGCCGAGCUGGCCCAGGUGGGCGCCGCCGUGCGCAAGGACGUGGUGCGGACCGACCGCGCCCACCCCUACUUCGGGGGGCCCGAGGAGGGGCACCCCCACCUGCUGGCGCUGCAGGAGCUGCUGACGGCCUUCGCCCUGGCGCACCCGCGCCUCUCCUACUGCCAGGGCAUGUCGGACGUGGCGGCGCCGCUCUUGGCCGUGCUGGACGACGAGGCCCAGACCUACCUGUGCUUCUGCUCCCUGAUGCGCCGCCUGCGCCCGCGCUUCCGCCCGGGGGGCCGCGGGCUGGCCCGGGCCUUCGCCCACCUGCGGCGGCUGCUGCGGCGCGCGGACCCCCCGUUCUGGGCCUUCCUGGCGGCGCGGGGGGCCCACGACCUGCUCUUCUGCUACCGCUGGCUCCUGCUGGAGCUCAAGCGCGAGUUCGCCUUCGAGGACGCGCUGCGGGUGCUGGAGGUCACCUGGAGCUCGCUGCCCCCCGCCCCGCCGCCGCCCCCCGAGGGGGUCCCGCUCCUGGGGGCGCCGCUGGGACCCCGGCGCGCCCGACGGGCGCUGAGGGAGCGCCGGGCACUGCGGCCCAGACCCCCCCGCGGCAGGAGGAGGAGGAGGAAGGGGGAGAAGGAGGAGGAGGAGGAGGAGGAAGGAGCGGGGGGCGGAGCAGUGGGGGGGUUGGGGGGGGCUGAGAGCACUGGUGGUGGCACUGGGGGUCCUGAGGACGUCCCCGAGGGUCCCAAGAGCUCCAGUGAUGUCCCUGAAGGUCCCGAGGACGUCCCUGAGGGUCCCAAGAGCUCCAGUGACGUCCCUGAAGGUCCCAAGGAUGUCCCCGAGGGUCCCAAGGACGUCCCUGAGGGUCCCAAGAGCUCCAGUGAUGUCCUCAAAGGUCCCAAGGACAUCCCUGAGCGUCCCAAGUGCUCCAGUGAUGUCCCUGAAGAUCUCAAGGAUGUCCUCGAGGGUCCCAAGAGCUCCAGUGACAUCCCCAAGGGUCCCAAGGAUGUCCCCGAGGGUCCCGAGAGCUCCAGCGAUGCCCAAGAUGGUUCCAAAGCCCCCCCAGGUGUCCCAAAGGGUCCCAAGAGCUCCAGGAACGUCCAGGAGGGUCCUGAGAACUCCACAAACAUCCCAGAGAGUCCCAGGGACAUCCAGGAGGGUCCCAAGAGCUCCAGGAAUAUCCAGGAACGUCCCAAGAGCUCCAGAAAUGUCCCCAAGGGUCCCAAGAGCUCCAGGCACCUACCCAAGUGUUCCAAGAGCCCCAAAGACCCCGAUGGCUCCAAGGACGCGGCUCGAGGUCCUGGCGGUCCCAGGAAGGUCGAGGAAGGCACCGACGCCCUUGAGAUCGACCAACAGCCCAACUUCUCGGGGGGGGUUGGAGAAGAACCCAGAGAGGGAUGUGGUGACCCCAGAGAGGGACACGAUGACCCCAAAGGUGGACACGAUCCCAGAGAGGGGCGUGAUGACCCCAGAGAUGGACACAGUGACCCCAGAGAGGGCCACGAUGACCCCAAAGAGCGACACAGCCCCAGAGAAGGACCCGAUGACCCCACAGGGGGACGUGGUGACCUCAAAGAGGAACACGACCCCAGAGAAGGACACGGUGACCCCAAAGAGGGACACGAUGACCUUGGACAACGUGACGGCCCCGGGAAGAGACGCGAUGACCCCAGAGAUGGACGUGGAUGCAAUGACCCCAAAGAGGGACACGGGGACCCCAGAGAUGGACACAAUGACCCCAGAGAAGGACACAACGACCCCAAAUAUGGACAUGACCCCAGAGAGGAACCCGAUGACCCCAGAGAGGACCGCGACGACCCCGCAGAGGUUCACGGCGACCCCACGGAGGACCCCGACGCCCACCCCGACCCCACCGCCGAAGACCCCUGGGGCGGCCGCUGGGCCUGGGAGGACUCCGGCUCCUCCUCCUCCUCCUCCUCCUCCUGCUCCUCCUCCUCCUCCUCGUCGGACGAAGAGCUGGGGGUGGAGGACGACGGGGCCCCGCUGCCGCCGCCGGAGGAGCUGGGCCAGGGCAACCCCUUCCUGCUGUUCGUGUGCCUGGCCAUGCUGCUGGAGCAGCGCGACGCCGUCAUGGCGCGCGCCGGCGACUACAACGAGGUGGCCAUGCACUUCGACCGCCUGGUGCGCCGCCACCACCU
Messenger RNA from Neopelma chrysocephalum (saffron-crested tyrant-manakin), 2222 nucleotides. Its product is annotated as TBC1 domain family member 25-like. Gene Ontology annotation, cellular component: autophagosome. NCBI's taxonomy places the organism in Eukaryota, Metazoa, Chordata, Aves, Passeriformes, Pipridae. The transcript has a single exon. Gene Ontology annotation, molecular function: GTPase activator activity. The record is from RefSeq and is a predicted model, not a curated record. Gene Ontology annotation, biological process: activation of GTPase activity; regulation of autophagosome maturation. The annotation marks the transcript as partial.